GCAUGGUGUAUGUCGAGAAGGCAGCCAGUGCCUGUUUUCACAUGACUUGGCAAACAGCAAGCCGUCCACCAUCUGCAAAUACUACCAGAAGGGCUACUGUGCCUACGGUGCACGCUGCAGGCAAGGCCACCACGGCUGUGAUAUGAUCAUACAAAGCCCCCAGCUGCAGCAGGUGGAGCUGUGGGUCCUGCACCCCACCCUUCGCCCUCCUCAGGCCUGCAUAGUCCUCACCCUUCUUCCGACAUUGCCACGUCUGUUAUGAGGACACAUUCAAAUGAACCUAGAAAGCGGGAGAAGAAGACGCUGGUGCUCAGAGACCGCAAUCUCACUGGUCUGGCUGAAGACAAGACUCCUCCUCCAAGCACAGUGAAUAAUCCAGGUGGCUGCAAUGACCCUCAGACCAGCCCAGAGAUGAAGCCCCAUUCCUACCUAGAUGCCAUCAGGACUGGCCUGGAUGACUUGGAGGCCAGCAGCUCCUACAGCAACGAGCAGCAGUUGUGCCCCUAUGCUGCUGCUGGGGAAUGCCGGUUUGGAGAUGCCUGUGUCUAUCUGCAUGGGGACAUGUGUGAAAUCUGCAGGCUUCAAGUCCUCCACCCCUUUGACCCAGAACAGAGGAAAGCUCACGAGAAGAUGUGUAUGUCGACAUUUGAACAUGAGAUGGAAAAGGCUUUUGCCUUCCAGGCGAGCCAGGACAAAGUGUGCAGUAUCUGUAUGGAGGUGAUCCUAGAGAAAGCCUCUGCUUCUGAGAGGAGGUUUGGCAUUCUCUCCAACUGCAGCCACACCUACUGCCUGUCCUGCAUCCGUCAAUGGAGAUGUGCCAAGCAGUUUGAAAACCCCAUCAUCAAGUCUUGUCCAGAGUGCCGUGUGAUAUCAGAGUUUGUAAUUCCAAGUGUGUAUUGGGUAGAAGAUCAGAAUAAAAAGAAUGAAUUAAUUGAAGCUUUUAAACAGGGAAUGGGGAAAAAGGCAUGUAAAUACUUUGAACAAGGCAAGGGGACCUGUCCCUUUGGAAGCAAGUGCCUUUACCGCCAUGCUUACCCUGAUGGGCGGCUGGCAGAGCCAGAGAAACCUCGGAAGCAGCUAAGUUCUGAAGGCACUGUGAGGUUCUUUAACUCAGUGCGGCUUUGGGAUUUUAUCGAGAACCGAGAAACCCGGCAAGUCCCCAGCACUGAUGAUGUGGAUGUGACGGAGCUAGGAGACCUCUUCAUGCACCUUUCUGGAGUAGAGUCAUCAGAACCCUAGUCAGUGCCUUCAUUUGGGCUCUGCAGUCAACUUUCCAAGGCGUGGUGUGGACGCAUCUGUCACUGACCCGAGGUGAUGUGGUACCGGGGUGUGAGUGCAGUAGUGAGUCCCCUUGGUCUCUUCAUGAUGAAAUUUCCCUGCCCUGGUGAAGGGAAGGGAGAUCACCAAGUCCAUGGAAUCACUACAUUUAGAUUUGAGAGCUCUGAGUUGUACCUCCAGCCCCUUUAUCAGGGACCAGCUAUGUGGUCCAGCUGUUUUAAUUGAUUGCUUCUAAAUGAAACCCGACUACCAUCUUUCUUUUGUGACUUUCUUCUUUAAGCAACAGUAAACUUAACAGCUGCUCCUAAAGCAGCAAAUCUUUCUUGCCAAGACAUCGCCAACCCUAUAGAGGACUCCCGUGCAGUGACCAUCUCUAAUAUAGUUGUUGAUCCUUGAAUUUAUGCAGCUGUAUAGUGAGAACACAUUUGGUCAUAUUGGUGCUGUACCAUAGAGUACUUUUAAGGCUGUGAGGAUGGCUAUUGCAUUCCGUCCAGUGUCUCAAGUCAACAGGCGUGUGCAGUUGUAAAGAUCUCCAGGGAGAUUCCACCUUCCCUUCCCCCUAGUAGUUAGAGCACAAGACACAGGACUCACACUCACAUUGCUUGUUCUCACCUAAAAGCAGGCUAUACUCUACACUGGUAGACAGGAGCAGUGACUCCUCUCUGUCUAAGGAGAACUGGGGCCAAGGCAGAGCAAGUUUGUUUUAAACCUGAUUUUAUUUUUGUAAAAAGCUGUUAUUACCUGUGUGCUUUUUGCUUGGUUGUUCAUGUAACUGCAGAGGAAGAUCCUUGAGUUCUGCACAAGAAACUGAACAAGUAGGGCCCACACUGCAAAUUUCAUAUUACUUUUGAAGGAGUCAGUAGCCAUUAAACCUAAAUUUAAUUUAUUUUAUUAAAAUAACAUAAUUGAGGAACCAUCAGAUAACUGUAUUUUAUCAGGCUCAAUAAAAACAAAAUUAAAACCCAAAAUCAUUAAGAAAA
Rattus norvegicus (Norway rat) is the source of this 2258-nucleotide messenger RNA. NCBI's taxonomy places the organism in Eukaryota, Metazoa, Chordata, Mammalia, Rodentia, Muridae. The record is from RefSeq and is a predicted model, not a curated record.